AUGACAAAUUUUUUUGUUAAUUCAAAUGAUAUAUUUGAUAUGUUUAAUAAUGUUAAAGAUCAAGUUGCUGAAAAAGUUGAUUAUGCAUCAACAAAAAAAGAUGAUCUAACAUGUCCAUCAACAUUUACAACAGAAUAUCGAACAGUACUUACUGCAUAUCGUCAUGUAAUCAAAGAUUGGAUUGAAAAAUUUCCUUCAAAAAAUUCUAAAGAAUAUCGUCUUUUACUUGAAUUAUCAUCGAAUGAUUUUGAUCGACUUAAUCAAUUUGCAUUGACAACACGUUAUGAACAAAAAGAUGUUCUUCAUGAAGUUCAUGUUAUAUCUGAUCUUCUUAAACGUAUUGUAUAUAAAAUAGAAGAAGAUAAACCAAUAUUUAAUAAUUUAACAUGGUCCGUAUGGUUACGAUCAUUUGAUAUUAAUAUUAUAUUUAAAACUCUUUUGGUUCUAAUUGUGAUUGGAACAUUAAGUUUUAUUAGUAUUCGUAUUCAUCUUCGUCGUGGUCGAUGGUUUACAACAUUCUUUAUAAUCGCUUUUAUUGUUUCUGUUAUACAAAAUUGGUAUACACUUUAUCAGGAAGCACAAGCAAAAGUUGAUGAAGUUCUUAUGAAAAAAAUACCAAAACAUUGUCAAGGUCAAUCAAUGAGUGUAUGGGAUAUUAUGAAAUCUAAAUUUGGUCGUUUUUUUCAAGUACCAACUAAUGAAUGUUUAGAAUAUUAUAAAGCGUUACGUGCUACACCUCAUUCACAAGUUACACCUGUUCAAGCUUUAUCAAUGACUUUUGCUCAAUUAUUUGUUACACCACUUGGUGCAAUAGGUGAAAGUUUAUCACAAUUUUUUGCUGGUACUAUGCGUCAUGUACCUAUGAUUUUAUGGCCAAUAAUUAUUUUAAUAAUUCUAUUUAUUGUUAUUGUUCUUAUUUUGAUGUAUUCCCGAUAUGAAGUACAUUUACCUUUUAUGAUGGGUUCACUUCGACCAUCUCCACAUGUUGUUUUAACAGGAACAACAAAUAAUAUUGAACAAAUAGAAAAUUUAUCAAAUCAAUCUCAAAAUUAUGUUCAUGAAUUAGAAAAUAAAAUAAAAAAUUUACAAUUACAAUUAGAAGAAAAAAAUCUUCAAAUUGAAUAUAAUACAAUAUUACCAAUACGUACUAGUCGAUCAUCAAAUAUUGAUAAAACAAAUCAACAACGUGAACGUUCAUUAUCAAAUCGAAGAAUAAAUAUUGAUGCACAAAGUGAUAAUGAAUUAAGACAACGAACAACAUCACCAACUAUUGGAUUUAAACCAGACUUUCUUCCUGAUUAG
Messenger RNA from Rotaria sp. Silwood1, 1302 nucleotides. Lineage: Eukaryota; Metazoa; Rotifera; Eurotatoria; Philodinida; Philodinidae. The record is from the annotation of a GenBank genome assembly.